Pseudo-nitzschia multistriata is the source of this 1697-nucleotide messenger RNA. NCBI's taxonomy places the organism in Eukaryota, Bacillariophyta, Bacillariophyceae, Bacillariales, Bacillariaceae. The record is from the annotation of a GenBank genome assembly.
AGGAAUCUCUUGCUGCAAAUAACCAAAAAUCAAUGACACAGCAGCUCCUUCAAAUGGUCGAUACGGUACAAUGAGACAUUCCCAGUGAUAUUCGUACUCCUACGCUAUUAUUGAUGCGCUUUUCGACGCUUUAUUUAUUUCAAGGGCCCUUAUCGUCGAAGGACUCUCAUUAAAAAAAGGUUACGGGGUCCUCUGAGACCAAAAGAACCGGACGAAACGCCGACUCAUCGUUCGUCGAGACAUUCUUUGUCCCCUUUUUCUUUACUUUAAAGUGAGAGUCACGCCACGUCGCUGACCCACAGACGAUUGUUUGCUAUCGAAAACGUCCAACAGAAAGGCUGCUUGGGUGGGACGGAUGGCGGCCGCUGGCAACGGGUCCACCGCCGAAGAGAUCGACGCAGGCGUUCGAAAGAAGGCGAAGAAGAUAAGUGGAAUCGGCGCUGAUGGCUGGUUUACGGAGACCGCGCCAAUGUGGCCGGGGCAGAAGUUCUCUCUCGCACUGGACCGCGCAUCGUCGCCGAGCAGCAGAGAUAGCAGCAUCCUCUUCCACGAGCAGUCGGAGUUCCAGGAGAUCCUUGUCUUCCAAUCGGCGCAGUACGGCAAGGUAUUUGCAAUUGACGGCAUCCUGCAGCUCACGGAGCGAGACGCCUUCACCUUCCACGAGAUGAUGUCCCAUCUGCCGCUCUUUUCACACCGGAACCCCGAGCGGGUCUUGAUCGUGGGCGGCGGCGACGGCUUGGUCCUCCAGGAGGUCCUCCGGCACAGAGAGGUUCGAAAGGUGACGCUCGUCGAGAUCGAUCCGAUGGUCAUCCGCGCCUCCAAGGAAUGCCUGAGACUCGUCCCCCCGGAACUGUAUGACGAUCCGCGGGUGGAAAUCAUCCAUGCCGAUGCCGCCGAAUACGUUCAGGAUCCAGAACACCACGAAAAGUUCGACGUCAUCCUAGCGGACACGCUGGACCCCCUGGGGCCGGCCGAGUCCCUUUUCGAACCUGAAUUCUACGAGUGCAUGCACGACGCGCUCAGGGCGGGUGGAAUCGUCUGCACGCAGGGGGAGAACAUGUUCAUUCACUUCGAGUUGAUCCGGGACCUCGUGGCCUGCUGCAAGGACAUCUUUGGGCACGCCGAGUACGCCAUCACGAGCGUCCCGUCCUACCCCUGUGGUCAGAUCGGUUUCAUAGUGGCUCGCAAGGGUCGGGACAACCGCAGCUGCAGCUCCCCCAUCCGGAGACCCACGCCGGUCUUUCAGAAGCAACUCAAGUGGUACAACCCCCAGAUGCACCAAGCGGCCUUUGUCCUCCCGGAGUACGUGAAGCAGGAACUAAGCGGCGAUGCCACAGGAACGAACGCGAACGGAAACGCAAUCACGAACGCGGCCACGGGCUAUGCCAAUGCUGGAUACUACCAUGACGACAACGACGGGGACGAGGAAGGCGACCGGUGCAUUUUGUCGCAGUGCGUCAUUAGUUGACGAACAAAGCAACUCAAAGCAAACCGGCAAGAAAUACAUGGUUCCACAAUCGAGAACCCGCUAACGUGCUAUCUACUAGGAUUGGCCUGGGCGAUUUGAAUCGCUAGCCUACAUCACAAUAUUGUUACAAUGUCCGAAAUAGCAAUAUCACUACUACACAAAAAUAUACUUGUGAAAGGAAAACCAAACAAGUUUGUAACAAAGCUAUGAAUAAACUUGUAUUAGCUGU